This is a messenger RNA of Rotaria sordida, 1839 nucleotides long. NCBI's taxonomy places the organism in Eukaryota, Metazoa, Rotifera, Eurotatoria, Philodinida, Philodinidae. The record is from the annotation of a GenBank genome assembly.
AUGUUCUUUCAUGUAUGGAUUCUAUUCUUAUUGCUAUUAGUUAACACAUCAUUAGCAGAUCAUUAUAAAGGUGGUACUCUAUCAUGGAAACCAACAAAUCCAUAUUCUUUAACAAGUUCUAUUGAAAUUACAAUAACAGAACGACAUUCAUGGACACUUGCUAGAUAUCAAUGUAAUGAAAGCACUAUUAAUUCAUUAGGUGUUUACAAUGAUACACAAAAUGAAAUAACAGCUACAAUUAUUUGUAUAAGUUCAACAGCUACAUGUACAUCAUCACUUUUUCAAAAUAUUAGUUCAUCUUUAUAUUGUACUGAUUUUUCAACUGAAUUUCAAAUAUCUACAGGAACUUAUUAUACAAAACAAUAUUUAGCAAUAAAUUCUAUAAUUGAUGUUGCUUCAAGAGGUGCAGCUUGGGCAAGUGAAACUUUAACUAAUGAAUGGUCACUUGUUACUCAUAUUGAUUUAACACCUAUUUCGGGUAAAAUUAAUACUUCACCUGUAACAGCAUCAUUACCAAUUUUUCAAUUUUACGUUAAUGAAUUAUCUGUUAUACAAAUACUUGCAGCUGAUUGGGAUUAUGAUCAAGUUGUUCGAUGUCGUUGGUCAUAUCAAUAUUCAUUAGAUGAAUGUGGAAGUACAUGUUUUGAUCUACCAAAUGCUCAAUUAAAUUCAGUAGAUUGUGCUAUUACAUGGACACCUGUUCUUAGAUCUGCAGAUAUAGCUAAUGAUGCAAGACCUGGUACAUUUUAUAGUUUUACUUUUCAAGGUAGAAUUUAUUGUCUAAAUGAUUCAAUUGUUGAGUUUAUUUCAACAUCACCAUUUCGUGUACAAAAAGGAAAUAUAUUUCAACAAAGUAAUUAUACUUGGGCCGUAUCCGUUUCAUGGACUCCACUCAACAAUCAAACAGGUCUUCAACCAUUUUGUAUAGCAGCUGUAGAUAACAAAGGUCAAACAAGUAAUCAAUAUUGUGUAAUGCUUGCUGUAAAUGGUAGUAAUCCAUCGCUAACUCUUCCAACAUUUGUUCAAAGUACAGCAUCACCUGUUGGUACUGUUAUGCCUACACAAAUGCGUUUUAGCAUUCAAGCAACAACAUCAUUGAGAAGAACUAUUCGUAGUGGAACUUAUAUCGAUAUAUAUCAAUUAAAUAAUAAUGCCCUUUUUCGUCGUCUUGAUUGCAAAUAUUCACCGGAUGUUUAUUUUAUAAACUCUACAAUAGUUUUUUUCAUUCAUAAUCCAUCAUGGAGUUUGGGUGUUACAUAUUUUAUAACAAUGACGGAUGGUGUAGCUACUUCUGAUCAGUAUUGUGGUGUUGAAGCUGCUGGUUUUAGUAAUAAUAGAUACUGGAGAUUCACAAUAUGGAAUUCAGCAAUGUCAUCAACAACAACGCCUUCCACUACAACAAGCACAGCAACGACUCACACAGUAACUACUCGUUUUCUGGGUACUACAACAUAUAACACACUUUAUACAACAACUGGUAUUCCAGCUUAUACAACAUCAACAACAACAUCAACAACAUCAACAACAGCAACAACAGCUACAACAACAACAACAACAUCAGCUACUACAGCUACAACAACAACAACGACAACAACAGAUAAUAAUCUUGAUGCAAAUGUUAUUUAUCCAAAGGAUAUGGAACGUGCAUGUUUACAACCAAUAACAAUUGCAACAGUAAUUGUAACUAUUGCUGUUAUUCCACUUCAUUUUGUUGGAAUGACAACUCUCUUCGUUCAAAUGAAUUCACUUCAUCAAAAAGAAAUUUUACGAACUCGAAUUGCACGUCGUAAGCGUUUAGGACAAACACUCAAAUAUGAAGAAGAACAAACAUUAGUCUAA